Messenger RNA from Erpetoichthys calabaricus (reedfish), 2535 nucleotides. It is a transcript of the gene gprc5c, whose product is annotated as G protein-coupled receptor, class C, group 5, member C. Gene Ontology annotation, biological process: G protein-coupled receptor signaling pathway. Gene Ontology annotation, molecular function: G protein-coupled receptor activity; protein kinase activator activity. The transcript has 4 exons. Gene Ontology annotation, cellular component: plasma membrane; extracellular exosome; signaling receptor complex. The coding region runs from base 3 to 1319 and encodes 438 amino acids. NCBI's taxonomy places the organism in Eukaryota, Metazoa, Chordata, Cladistia, Polypteriformes, Polypteridae. The record is from RefSeq and is a predicted model, not a curated record.
GAAUGGGGGCCUUCACUGAUCCUAGCGUUCGUCAGUGCCACCUGCUGUUGUUGCUUGGCCUCGUCCUGAAAUGCUCUCCAGUAACAUGGGCACAGUCCAAUGACAACAUUCCACUCGGCUGUGGUCAGGAGGUGGACUCCCUCUACUACAACCUCUGUGACACCGCCACCAUCUGGGGGGUGGUCCUGGAAGCCUUUGCUGCGGCGGGGGUGGUGAGCUGCUUUGUACUGGUCAUUGUGCUGGUCGCCUCAGUGCCUUUCAUCACAGAGAAGAAGAAGAAGAGCACGGUGGGACUUCAAGUGGGCUUCCUGCUGUCCACGAUGGGUCUCUUUGGGCUCACGUUUGACUUCAUUGUGAAGAAAAACUUUGCCACUUGUGCCUCGCGCCACUUCCUCUUCGGCGUCCUGUUUGCAGGUUGCUUCUCAUGCCUGCUGGCCCACUGCGUCCAGCUCAACCUGCUCGUGCGGAAGGACAGGGGCACCCGUGGAUGGAUCUUAGGCCUCGGUGCGUUAGCUCUCUGGCUCGUGGAAGUCAUCAUCAACACAGAGUGGCUCAUUCUGUCUCUCGUGCGCCCCAGCAACAGCUCCUCCACCCCUCUGGAUCCCUGCAGCAUUGCAAACAUGGACUUUGCCAUGGCCCUCAUCUAUGUCAUGGUGCUUCUGCUCGCCAUUCUGGUGGCGGGUGUUCCUGCCCAGGUGGGACAGUACAAACGCUGGAAGAAGCACGGAGUCUUCAUUCUGGUAACGGCCUCUUUCUCGGUGGCCAUCUGGGUGACGUGGAUUGUCAUGUAUGUCUACGCAAACCGAAAGCUGAACAAACUCUCUUGGGACGACCCCACCUUGGCUAUCGCACUGGUGUCCAACGCAUGGUGUUUCCUGCUCCUGUACAUCAUCCCCGAGUUGUGUUUCCUCACAAAGGACUCCCAGCCACAGCAGAACUACUCGGAAACCUUGUACACCAACAGGGGGGUUGGCUACGAGAACAUCCUGAAGGAGCACAGCCCUGCGAACAUGUUUGUGGAAAACAAGGCCUUCUCCAUGGACGAGCCCAGUUCAGCCAACAAGCCGGUGUCUCCAUACAGUGGCUAUAAUGGGCAGCUUCGAGGCUGUGUAUACCAACCCACGGAGCUGGCCAUCAUCAGUAAAGGCGGUGGAGAGCACUCAGACAUGCAGAGUGAGGCCAUUCUGCCAAGAGCCACCAUGAGCACCCAAUUGAUGGGGGGCACCAACUCCACCAUUCGAGCAGAGGAUGUCUACUCGGAGACCCAGCCACACUCCACCAGCAACGGUAACACCUUCUACUCCAAGGCCCACUGGUGAUCACCUUGCCGGACCCCCUUUUGGCUCCAGAUAACUUUCCCCUUCAACAAUUCGUCUUCCCCCACCUCACCCUCUCUGUCUCUCUUUCAAUCCCAAAUCUGCUCAGCGGUCAAAGCACAAAGAGACGUUCACAACAAGGGAGGCAGAGGAAAAGAAGCCUUUUUUGAAACUCGUCAAGAGAAGUGGAGCCACGGGAGGAAGCCAUCGGCCCAAUUACUCCCACUUGCAUCAGACUGGAAGAAAAACAAACAGGAAUUUAAAAAAAUUUAAAAAACGCUGAGACAAGCGCACUCGGGUGCAGUGUUGUAAAAUGGAAAGACAAUGGGGACUGAAAAGCAUAGAAACAGGGGCGCGCAGUGAGAUAAUGGAGAUCCCUGGCCCUUUUAUAGGGAGGAUUAGCCGCAUGACCCGUGGACUGGGCCAACUGAAACAGCUCUCCCAUGUCACUCCUACUGGAAACCUCAAAACGCUGGCAUUCGGAGAUAGAAAUAUCCCGAGAUGAUGACAACACGUGCUGUAGUUGAGUCUAAGCUACCAAAAACUUCUGCUUAAAUUAAUUUAUAAAGACUAGACGUUCAGAGCAGUGAAGAACUCUACAUUCAGCAUAUAUAAGAAAUGUGACAUAGAGUGACGAUUCUACUGCAGACAUAAUGGAUGAAAGCAUGACAUUUCUGUAUGUAUGGCUGUUUCUAUGGUGGGAGGACCUUAGGGUUACCUUUUCUCACUUUCAGACCAGAACAGUGUCCCAAAACCCUACUGUAGCUCUCCCUAUGCUUGCCCUCACAAAGACCAUUUGUAUCUCCUCUUACAGUCACCAUGACAGCUACUGUGACUAAAUCCUUCCCCUCUUCCCUCACAUUUAUAACUCCAGGUGACCAGAGAGAGCACCAAAACAAGCAGAAGAAAAGGUUUACACUUUUAUUCAUUCAUUUUAGGUUAACAUUCCUGAUGGGCCUAAAACAGAACGCAAGUAAUGUGUGUGACAAAUCGCAGCAAUAGAACCUAGAUGGAUAGCAGGUCUUCUUACUAGGAGUCGGGGCUCCCAGCUCUUCAUAGUAAGCUCCUCCAGCGUGGUCUUUGAAUGGAACUGAUGGCAUAAGAGAAACACUGAGCUUCUGCGGACCUUGUGUUUCCCUGAGGCUUUCUCUUGGAGCAGUGAGAUGGCGUAGUGUAAGGACCAACUCCUCUCUUAGGCCUCUAACUCCCAUCUUAGGCC